AUGAUUCGACUACCUCCAGGUGUUUCGUUCCUGGUCCGAGGAGCUGUUCUCAUUGCAGCUCCACCAGCCUUCGUCAUCUAUCUGAACAACUUCCUUUCACGUCACUUCCAGCAUACUUUACCUACAUGGAUUGCCGUUCUUGCAGCUGUACUGAGCACCCCUAUCAUCAUUGUGCUCAAUAAUUGGCUACGAAGCUGGCGAAUACGCCGAGCUGCAGUACGUCUUGGAGCAGUUCUUCCACCGCGAUGGGAUGGGAAAUGGAUCGGAAAUAUUGAUCUUCUCAGGAAGUCCAUGGAUGCCUUCCUUAAUGGGUACCCUGGUGAUAACUUCGUUGAUAAGAUUGACGAAUUGGGUCCUACUUUCCAGAUCAAUAUUCUAGGAGCAACAGAAUAUAGUACGUGUGAUCCUGACGUCAUCAAGCUCGUGCUUGCCACCGACUUCAACAAUUACGUUAAAGGCGAAUUUUUCUAUAAUAUGAUGCAUUCUGUCCUCGGAACAGGCGUCUUCAACUCUGAUGGCGAGAGAUGGAAGUUCCAUCGUUCUAUGACACGUCCAUUCUUUAGCAAGGACAGGAUCAGCCAUUUCGAAUUAUUCGACAGACAUACCGAGGAGGCUAUUAUGAAGAUGAAGGAACGGCUGCAUGAAGGGCGCGGUAUCGACUUCCAAGAUCUCAUUGCCCGCUUCACGCUCGAUUCGGCGACGGAGUUCCUCUUCGGUCACUGCGUCCACAGCAUGGAGUCGCCACUUCCCUACCCGCACAACGUCAUCACAUCUCAUACUGUUGCUAAGUCUCAGAGUUCUGAGUUCGCGGUCGCCUUUGGAGAGGCUCUGCAAGUGCUUAGUAUCCGUGCGCGUAGUGGGUGGACCUGGGGUUUGUUCGAAGUCUUCCAGAACAAGACGGACAAGUUCAUGAAAGUUGUGGACUUAUUCCUCGACCCGAUCUUGAAGGACGCGUUGUCGAAGAAGGAGAUGCGCAUGAAAGAGGCAAGUAAGCAGGAAGAAAAGCUGGAUGAAGACAAUGAGACGAUGCUGGACCAUAUGACGAGGUUCACAUCCGACCCAGUCAUUCUCCACGACGAGGUGCUCAACAUUCUUCUGGCUGGUAGGGACACGACUGCGGCAUCGCUUACCUUCGUUGUUUACUUCCUGGGCAUGUACCCUCGUGUUCUCGAGAGACUCCGUUCGGAAAUUUUGGAGAAAGUCGGUCCAAUCAGUCGUCCCACAUACCAAGACAUCAGGGAGAUGAAAUAUCUUAGAGCCGUGAUAAAUGAAACGCUGAGGCUGUACCCUGUUGUGCCGUUCAACGUCCGAUCUUCUUUGAAGGAAUCGACGUUACCUAAUCGUGACCCUACUGGAAAGCCCUUCUAUAUUCCGCCGAAUACGGGGAUCUCGUAUUCCGUCCUCCAGAUGCAUCGCCGAACUGAGUAUUGGGGUCCGGAUGCACUGCAAUUCGAUCCCGACCGCUUCUUGGACGAUCGUGUUGCGAAAUACCUGACACCGAACCCCUUCAUCUUCCUCCCGUUCAACGCCGGUCCGCGUAUCUGCCUCGGCCAACAGUUCGCUUAUAAUGAGAUGUCGUUCUUCCUGAUCCGUCUCCUGCAGAACUUCUCCAGCAUCACGCUCGACCCUGACUCGCAUGAGCCUGGUACCCUGCCGCCGAAGGAGUGGGCCGGCGCGCGAGGCCGCAAGGGCAUCGAGCGAUUCUGGCCGAAAGUGCAUCUCACCAUGUACUCAUACGGCGGGUUGUGGGUGAAGAUGACCGAAGCGAAUAACGAAGUCUGA
This is a messenger RNA of Sparassis crispa, 1782 nucleotides long. RefSeq names its product Cytochrome P450 52E2. The record is from RefSeq and is a predicted model, not a curated record. Gene Ontology annotation, molecular function: monooxygenase activity; heme binding; iron ion binding. NCBI's taxonomy places the organism in Eukaryota, Fungi, Basidiomycota, Agaricomycetes, Polyporales, Sparassidaceae. Bases 1 to 1782 code for a protein of 593 amino acids. The transcript has 17 exons.